This is a messenger RNA of Erythranthe guttata (spotted monkey flower), 1186 nucleotides long. RefSeq names its product cationic peroxidase 1. Gene Ontology annotation, molecular function: peroxidase activity; heme binding. Gene Ontology annotation, biological process: hydrogen peroxide catabolic process; response to oxidative stress. The record is from RefSeq and is a predicted model, not a curated record. NCBI's taxonomy places the organism in Eukaryota, Viridiplantae, Streptophyta, Magnoliopsida, Lamiales, Phrymaceae.
AAACCAUGGCAAAAACGAAGUUCAUGAAUUACGCGAUCUCGAUUACUCUAUGCCUCGAGAUGAUUUUGAUUGCCACGUCGGCGCAGUUGUCGGCGAACCACUACUCUACGUCUUGCCCGAAAGCUCUUACCACCAUCAAAACAACUGUCUUGAAGACCCUUCUCAAGGACCGUCGUAUGGGAGCGUCUCUGCUUCGCCUUCAUUUCCACGAUUGCUUCGUCAAUGGGUGUGAUGCAUCAGUUCUGCUAGAUGACACUUCAAGUAUGAUAGGAGAGAAAACAGCAGCUCCGAAUAACAACUCGUUGAGGGGUUUCGAAGUGAUCGAUUCCAUUAAGUCCCAACUCGAAACCAUCUGCCCCGGAGUUGUUUCUUGCGCGGAUAUCCUAGCUGUUUCUGCCCGCGAUUCCGUUGUUGCCGUAGGUGGACCUUCAUGGGGUGUUCAGCUGGGAAGACGGGACUCGACUACAGCGAGUAUUGAUUCCGCAAACACGGAUAUUCCGUCGCCGACGCUCGAUCUGCCCGAACUUAUUUCCGCCUUCUCAAACAAAGGCUUUACACCAAAAGAAAUGGUUGCACUUUCAGGUGCUCACACAAUAGGGCAAGCGAGAUGCGUCGUGUUUCGCGAGCGCAUCUACAACAACGAAACCAACGACAACAUACCGGCCUCGUUCGCCACGUCACUCAAAUCAAACUGUCCACUCACCGGCGGCGACGACAAUCUCUCCCCGCUCGACGCCACGUCAUCUCUCUCGUUCGACACCGCGUAUUUCAAGAAUCUAGUCAGCAACAAAGGCCUACUGCACUCCGACCAGCAGCUCUUCGGCGGUGGUGGUGCUACUACUAGUACAGAUUCUCUGGUGAGCGGUUACGCAAAUAAUCCACCGGCAUUCUUCUCCGAUUUUGCAAGUGCCAUGAUCAAGAUGGGGAACCUCAGCCCACUUACAGGAACCAACGGUCAGAUCAGAAGCAACUGCAGAAAGAUUAAUUAAAUCGUAUACGAUACGAAACUAAUUAUUAAGCGUUGUUUUUCGUAAUAAAAUUAAAUAAUCCAAAUAAAUAUUGCAGGAAUCAUAAAUCAAUAGUUUGUAGUUUAUUUACUAGCUAUAAUGUGUGGAUUUUCUGUUCUUCCCUUUUGCAUGUUGAAAUAUAUCAUUUUUCAGUGAAUUCAGAAUGUUUAUUUGUGUUA